UGUAGGACGUGGGAAUGGUUCCAUCAAUCCAUGGACAUUUGCCCAUCUCGUCAUCGUCAACCGUUGCGACAGCCAGCGAGGCCCAGCGCUCAACAUCGCCUCGGACUUCUCUGACUGCUCAGGAAUCUACGGCCUCGACACGGGCAAGGCAGGCGUGUAGAUAUCUUUGAAACAGAGAUGUCCACAACCAGGAAUCCGAUCGCAACGACGAAUGGCAAGACUAACGGCGCGACUCCCAAGAAGCGCGUUGCCAUCGUCGGCUCUGGUGUCGCGGGUCUCGCUGCUACAUGGGCACUCAAUGAGUAUUCACCACACGAGGCAAUAGUUUUUGAGUCUGGCGAUUAUGUCGGUGGCCAUACACAUACUGUGACUUUUAAACAGGGCGAGCAAGAGACGCCUGUGGAUUCUGGGUUCAUUGUCGCCAAUACUGCAACGUACCCAAACUUCCUUGCCUUUUUGAAGCAUCAAGGGAUUCAGAUCAAUGAGACUGAAAUGUCCUUUAGCGUAUCGCGCGAUGCUGGUGCGUUUGAGUGGUCGGGAGCAGGUGGGUUGGGUGCUUUACUUGCUCAAUCUUCAAACAUCCUCAAUGCAGACUUGUAUCGUAUGGUGUAUGACAUUCUACGCUUCAAUCAGUACUCGACGGAUAUUCUUGAUGCGAGGAAGGGAUCAGACGAUCAAGAGUUGACGAUUGGCGAGUGGUUGGCCAAAUACGGCUACUCGGAGAGCUUCAAGCACAAUUACUUGAUUCCCAUGACUGCAGCAAUCUGGUCGACAUCGCCAGACAAGGUCUCCCUCGAUUUCCCAGCAUUGACACUGAUUCGCUUCAUGUACAACCACCAUCUCUUGCAGCUUGUUGAUAGGCCGUCAUGGCUGACUCUCAAAGGUGGUGCGAUUGAGUACGUCAAAAGCAUCACAGAUAAAAUGCCCCUUGGCUCCGUCAGAAUCAAUACACCCGUCCGUGAGGUCUAUCGAGCAAACAGUAAAGUUUACGUCAAAUUCCACGACAAGGAAGAAGUCUUUGAUCACAUCAUUUUCGCCUGUCAUGCGGAUACAAUCUUGCAGAUUCUAGGUGAUCAAGCAACAGCCGAGGAGAAGCGUAUAUUGAGCAAUUUCACAUUCAACGACAAUACUGCCAUUUUGCAUUCCGAUCUACGACUCAUGCCCAUACGACGCGCUGCAUGGACAUCUUGGAACUACAUCACCAAGUCUGAAAAGUCAGACACCGGUGACGCGAGCAAAAUGAAUACAGACAGCGUGUGCUUGACGUACUGGAUGAACAAUUUACAGCAUAUUGAUGAAGAUACGUUUGGACAAGUUCUCGUGACGCUCAAUCCGCUCUUCAGACCCAAGGAAGAGUUGAUACAGGGUGAGUAUGCGUAUGCACACCCAGCAUUCACGCCACAAGCAGUCAAAGCACAAGAUGAACUCCCACGCAUACAAAACAGUGAUGCGUUAUGUACGAGUUUCGCAGGUGCCUGGACAAAGUAUGGAUUUCACGAAGAUGGCUUUUCGAGCGGUUUGGCCUGUGCUGUGGAGCAUCUCGGGGCAGAGAUUCCCUUUGAGUUUGUGGAUGCGACAUUUAUGCGCGGUGAGCAACGGGAUGUGAGCUGGAGCGAUUUGGCAGCGCGCGGUCUCUUUGGCGUGCUUGGUGUGGCAAGACGCGCGUAUCACUUGGUGCUGUAG
This is a messenger RNA of Protomyces lactucae-debilis, 1683 nucleotides long. RefSeq lists its product as uncharacterized. The transcript has 2 exons. The coding region runs from base 178 to 1683 and encodes 501 amino acids. NCBI's taxonomy places the organism in Eukaryota, Fungi, Ascomycota, Taphrinomycetes, Taphrinales, Protomycetaceae. Gene Ontology annotation, molecular function: oxidoreductase activity. The record is from RefSeq and is a predicted model, not a curated record.